Mercenaria mercenaria is the source of this 10733-nucleotide messenger RNA. Its product is annotated as 1-phosphatidylinositol 3-phosphate 5-kinase-like. NCBI's taxonomy places the organism in Eukaryota, Metazoa, Mollusca, Bivalvia, Venerida, Veneridae. The record is from RefSeq and is a predicted model, not a curated record. Gene Ontology annotation, biological process: intracellular signal transduction; phosphatidylinositol metabolic process. Gene Ontology annotation, molecular function: ATP binding; metal ion binding; 1-phosphatidylinositol-3-phosphate 5-kinase activity.
UAUACCAAAAAUAUAUUCGUAAAAAGACUCGGGAUCAACCCAAAUACGAGAAAAAUUAAAAAUACAUCCUCAGAUUAAUAGUAAUUUUGUUGAGUAGCGUUUUGUUCGGACGUUAACAUGACACGCUAGCUUAUCAGUAUUACCAUUUGCUUAAAUUUCCUUCAACUACAGAUUUAUACAAGUCCAUUGGCAAUAAGGUGUUUGCCACAAGCUCAAUGUCACUAUGGGAGGAUAUACCUUCCACUUUGACCUCAUUUGGUCCACCAAGCUCUGAAGUUCAAUCCUCUGGCAAUUUCCUCUCUAGAUUCUUCAGAAGGAGCAAAGAUGAAUCUGACCAAUCAUCGGAAGGAAGUAAACCUUCAAGUAGAGAGGCGUCAGUGGAUAGAUUCUCCAGCAGAGAAGUAUCGGCAGGAAGAUUCUCUUCGAGGGAGCCAUCUGUUGACAGUCAACACUCGAGGGAGCAGUCAGUAGAUAGGAGUACAAAAAUAGAACACACAAAGAUACAGGUGUCUGACUUUUCUCCCACAAAAACAAAAUCAGAGAGCUCACUGCUCCGGCAAGAUGAAAGCCCUGAUAUAGAAGUCACUGAGUCACAGGGUGUAGACACUAAGACAUACCCAACAAAGAGAACAUUAGGCAGUGUGUUAACCAGGCUGUCAGCUAUUCUGGAAAGCAGAGCUCCUACUCCACAAGUGUAUAGAGACAGUGAUUUUAAACAAUACUGGAUGCCAGACAGCAGUUGUAGAGAAUGUUACGAAUGCCAUGACAAAUUUACAACAUUCAGGCGACGACACCAUUGUAGAAUCUGUGGACAAAUUUUCUGUCAUGCCUGCUGUAGUCAGGAACUACCUGGGAAAAUUAUUGGCUACAAAGGGAGUAUACGGGUAUGCACGUACUGUUUUAAAAUAGUGCAUCGGUAUGCCAAGAAAACUGACACUUCUGCUGAUCCCAGGGUAAUCAAAGAAGUCCUAAAUAAAUAUCUACAAGCAGAUGUCACCAUGUCGCCUGACAUAGGAGUCAAAGGUCAGAAAAAGGUCAACACUUGUCUUCAGUCAUCUUUGAGAUCACCAAGUGACCCAGAUAUUAGUACAGACAGCAUAGCACCCUUUGACCUUACUCCACAGACAGAGUUUGUGGUGGCAGACAAUUUCACAAGCGAAAGAAAAAUGCUCAUACAGGACUCCACUCAACUUCGUAACUUGUGGACACUUAUGAAUGAUCCAGAAAAGGGGGUCGAAUAUCAGAGCUACAGAGUUAGACUACGUACCUAUCAGAAAUGUAUUGCAGGAAAUAGAGUUGUUGACUGGUUACUGAAACAAGAUAAAGUGGCCAAUCGUGUACAAGCAAUAGCCAUAGGACAAGCUUUGAUAGAUGCAGCAUUUCUGGAUCCAAUUCACACAAUUACCACACCAUUCAGGGAUGACUUUACUCUCUACAGACCUACAGAGAUCCCAGUUGCUGACAUCUUGUCACCAGAGUUUGAGAAUUUAGAAGACUCACUAAAUGAAGACAAUGCUCCGCAGUGGUUUCAGGAGAUACAGUCUGAUACCUCUGAAACUAACAGUAGUGAAGGGCAUAGACAUAGAGAUAGUGUUUUAACAGCAAGUCAGGCUUACAGUGAUCUGUCUGAAGAUUCAAAGGGAGAUAUAAAAGUUGAUGACAGACACUUUGACGAGCCUCUUCCACGUCAGAAUUUGUUGGGAAACGAGGACGUUGUGGUGGAGCCCAUCUUUCAAAGUGUUGCUGCAGAAACCGAGAAGUCCAUGGGAACAGAGGAGGUGACAGGGUCAUGGAGAACAUUGAAUAUGGUCACUGAUGAUUCCAUAGAGAGGGAGACAUUUGAAAAACUACAACAAGAACACCAUGAACAUUUAACCAUGAUGACAAAACAGCUCCUGUUUGAAGAGAAUUUGGCUGGUAGUUGGGCAGAUAUAAUUAUCUCCACGGUGGAUCGUGUCAGCUUGUUUGUUAAGCCUGAUGUUAGAAGCAGCUCUGAUGACAUGGAUAUACGCAAAUAUGUUCAUAUAAAGAAGAUACCCGGAGGAUCGCGGGAACAGACUGGGUUACUUCAUGGGGUGAUCUUCAGAAAGAAUGUGGCGCAUAAAAAGAUGGCUCACAACAUUAGCAACCCAAGUGUGCUGUUACUUCAAGGUUCUAUAGAAUACCAGAGAGUGGAGAACAAAAUCUCCUACCUAGAACCACAAAUAUUACAGGAAGAAGAAUUUCUUCGUAAGAACAUCAAGAAGAUAACAUCAUUGAAACCCAAACCUGAUGUAUUGGUGGUAGAGAAAUCAGUAUCCAGGCUUGCACAGGACUUUCUGCUUAAAGCAGGAAUUACUCUUAUCUAUAAUGUGAAACAGAGUGUAAUGGAGAGGUUAUCAAGAUUUUUGGUCACUGAUAUUGUUGCUUCAAUUGACAGUCUUGUACGGGGCGUAAAACUUGGUUUCUGUCAUACAUUUUCUGUUCGAGCAUUUCACCUGCCAUCAGGAGACACACGCCACAUGCUGUACUUUGACGGCUGUGCUACACACCUUGGUUGUGCAGUUACUCUGCGAGGUGGAUCUAUAUCCGAGUUGAAAAGAGUGAAAAAGAUAAUGAAUUUUAUGAUUUAUGCAUCCUACCACUCUCGUCUGGAGAUGUCAUUCUGUAUGGACGAGUUUUUGAAACCACCUGUAAAAGAUGACCUUAAUUUUGACCUGGAACAGACUGCAGUAUCAAAGAACACAAAGGAGUGUAGAAACUCUUUGGGAUCAGAAUUAGAUGAAACAAAUAAGAAUAGUUUAUCUAAUUCAAAGAAUAACAGUAAAGAAGAAAUUGUAAUAGAUAGCAAUGUUAAUAGAUUAGAGCCAACAGAAAGUGCUGUAAGUGUGGAUACUGGUGUGAUAAAAAAUGAUGAUGAUAUACAUGACCAUGACAAAAAUAAAAAUGCUAGUCUUCUACAUCAGAAGCAUGUAGAUACAGGUGUCUGUGAUAAUUCUGGGAAAACCAGUGUGCCAGGUCUCGUUGAUGGUGUUAAAAACAAAAAUCAGACUGGUGAACUUCAGACCGGUUCUGAAGCUAAUAAUGUACAGCCUGGUUUUAAAGUUGACAAACAUGAGACUGGUUCUCAUAUUGAUAGACAGAUGGAUCUUGUCAGUGAUUCAGAAAGAAUAUCAUCAUUUAUAAAUUUUGAGACAACUUGUGAUAAAAAAAUCACAUCUGCUGAAACAGGAACUGCUGAAUCAGACACUGGUGAUCAGCCGAAAGUAAUAUUUGGUCUGGGCAAUGAUUCCGAACAAAAUGCUGAAAAUUUUGUGGAAAAUGUUACAGUCUGUGAUUCAGUUAAUCAGGGUACUCGUAAUGUUGAAAAAUUACUUGAUCGGAAUCAAAGUCCACAUGGAAAUCAGGUGCCAACCCCAGAACUGAGGAAGAAACAUCCGUCAGGGGGAAAGAGGGACAAAAGCCCACAUAGAAAAUCGCAGACAACACAGUUGACAGACCACUCAGAUCCCCUAUAUAGCUAUCAAAUGAAUCAGGACGAGUCAAUAUUCCAGUCUUCUAUAACAUUUCAGGAACAACUUGUCACCCAUAGAACAAAGUUCAGGAAAGCUUUGGACAAUGUAGUUCUUUCUUCAUCACCAUACAUCAAAUAUCAACUUCCGUAUUUGGAAACAGAGUCGGGGUCAAAGUGUGAGUUGAGGAAGUACUUCCCAGAGGAAAUAUAUUGGUCUUCAAAUUUCUGCCUGAAGUCAGGUCAGCGUAAAGUGAAAACAAAACAGUUGGAUACAGACUUGCCAAGGAAAAUUGACUCCCCAUCCAACAUUGUGAUAAAAGAGGCCCAUGAUUUUAUACGCUGUCGGCUUACCAAACCUGCCACUGAUAAAUCAACACAGUAUAUGCUUGCUAAAUUCCGUGCAUAUGGCGGCAGAAUCAAUAUAAUUGAUCCACCAAACCAGUCAGAAAAGAAGUCUAAAAAGUCAUCAAACAAAGGGAAGCAACUCUCAGUAGAUGUAAAAAAAGAAGACAACAAGAGAGACAGUGGAGUUGCUGCAGAGAGAAAAAUAGAUUGUUUGGAUCCAUUUAGACACCAAAGAAUUGCUGUUUUAUUCAGUAGUUUUAGUUAUGAAUCAGAGAAUCAUCCUAGUCCAUGUGUAUACCCUUGGGUAGUGACAAUGGAGUUUUAUGGCAGAAAUGAUACAACACUUGGUGGAUUUCUAGAGAGAUUCUGUUUCAGGCCUUCCUAUGUUUGUCCAUCUGACUUAUGCAAUACAUCUAUGGAUCGUCAUGUGCGAAGAUUUGUGCACGGGCGGGGCUGUAUAAGCCUGGUGCUGAAGAGGUUAGACCAGCCUAUACCAAAUGGACAGAACUGCAUUCUCAUGUGGAGCUGGUGUCAUAAAUGUAAACAGGUCACUCCGGUGGUACCAAUAAGCCCAGACACAUGGAACCUGUCAUUUUCACGUUAUCUGGAAUUCCGUUUCCAUGGUUACAAUUUUCAGCGUCGUGUUGGAGCAGAACCUCCAUGUACACAUUCUUUACAUCAUGACCAUUUCCAGUACUUUGGCUUCAAGGAUACAGUUGCAUCAUUCAAGUACUCUACAAUAAAGAUCAAAGAGAUCAAAGUUCCACCAUUAGUGAUAACCCACAAGUCAGUAAUAGAGACCAUACUACUGUAUAGACUUAAAGAUGAAGUAAAACGACUAACAUUAAAGAUAACAGAUUUAUUUAGCUUGGUACUCGACUGUAUGACUAAAAUGAAGGCAGAGUCCAUGUCGGAGAACCUAGCCAAGUUCAUCAGUGACUGUAUCUCCAUGCAACAGGCGGAGAAGGCCACAAUUCGAGAAAUGGCUCACAGUGUGAAGGAGAAACUGGAGAGGUUAUUGAAGGAAGCAGGAGAUCUCAAGGUUAUCUCACUCAAUGAAGAACAGAGAGCAAUCUAUGGACAAAUAGAGGAUGGUAUUGUGUUGUUGAAGAAAUCUAUAGCAGAGUCUGUAACUAACUGGAAUGUAAAGUUACAAGAUGUGUACAUUCAACAGAAGAAAGUGAAACAGGGAGCCAGUCAGAAAAGGGAGAAAGAUAGGGAACCAGUAUUGAACAGUGCUAGCAGUUCAGCUGCACUAGAACCAGAAGAUAAGAGUUUAAUAUCAUCUUUACAAAAAUCAACAGAAUUAGAAGGACAGACUUACAGCUCAGCAACAAUGUUUGACGAUACUUUUUCACUAUCAGGGUCAGAUUUUGGAGACGCAAGGAGAAAGUCGGAUUUCAGUGUAUUGGCUUUCACUCCACCAAUACGUAAAAAACAGUCCAGUGCCUCAGCAGACAGCUAUAUAUAUGGUGUGACCCCGGGGAUAUCUGCAGCAGGGGUGUGGCAUGACAGCCUCUCCGAGAGUUAUGUGGUCUGUCACAGUGAUGAAGUGCUGUCACCCCCUCCUGCAAGUCUAGAAAAUUCCAUAGAAAAGAUGACAGAAACUGAUGCUGGCAUUGAAACCAGUGUCCCAGGUGUCACCAUGGCAACAGAUGAGGCUGUGGAGAGUCUAGGAUUUGAUGUUACCCUUGAAUCUACCAGUAUACAAGGACCUGAUACUGGACAGAAAAUACCAGAAAAUGUAGUUGUUAAGAAAGCCCCAGCAGAUGACCAAGUGGAGGGCCAAACAGGUGACAAGUUAGGGACGGUUAUAAAGAAGACUAUCAGGAACACUAUCUGGCAGGGAUCUGGGGCCUUCCAGUUACAGAUGCCAUUUGACCCAUGUGAUCAUCAUCUGUUAGCAACAUGUGAUCGUGUGCCUGUCAUUGUGUAUGACCAUGAACCAAGUUCUGUCAUUGCUUAUUCUCUGAGUUGCCAUGACUACCAUAUGAAACUUCAUGAGAUUCAAGCUGCGCAAAGAAGCAGUAAAGCAGAGACUGAGAAUGUAGAUAGAUUGUCAAAAGAUGAACAGACAGGAUUAGCAAAGAGGCCUUCAUCAAGCAAGUUGUCAUUCUUUAAGGGCACUGGUAAAGAGACUGUGAGUAGGCCAGACACUCCUGACUCUGUUAGAUUCCUGAAUAAAGUGGAUAACACCAUACUAGAAAGUCCUCAAGAUGAGAUGGACUUUACCAUGAUUUUACCGAGUGGGACAGACAGCAAUGAUAAAUCUAAGACUGGAAAACAGGCUAUAAAUCAUCAUAUAGAACUUCAGUUCUCUGAUAACACAGCAAGGUUCUAUUGUAAGGUGUAUUUUGCUGAACAGUUUAGACAUCUACGGAAGCACAUAUUUCCUGAUGGAGAAGAUGCGUACAUACGGUCAUUAAGUAGAUGUAAACCAUGGGAAGCAAAGGGAGGCAAAUCUGGAUCAUCUUUCUGUAAAACUGAUGAUGACAGGUUUAUACUGAAGCAGAUGUCAAACAUGGAGGUAGAAUCAUUUGAAAGAUUUGGACCAGAAUAUUUCCAGUAUAUCUCAAGUGUAGAAAAACAGCAGAGACCUACAGCCCUUGCCAAGAUAGUAGGUGUAUACAGAAUAGGCUUCAGGAAUCAGUAUACAAACAAUGCUAUGAAGCAGGAUCUACUGGUGGUAGAGAAUUUAUUCUACAAUAGAUGCAUCUCACAGACGUUUGACUUGAAGGGGUCAGAGAGAAACCGCCUUGUAAAACAAACAAGGAAAAGAGAUGAAGAGCUUGUGUUACUUGAUGAAAACUUUCUGAGAGUGAGUGUGGACUGUCCAUUGUACAUACUUUCUCAUUCCAAGACAAUGUUGAUGCUGGCCAUCAGCCAUGACUCACAGUUCCUUUCAAGCAACUUGGUCAUGGAUUAUUCCCUGCUGGUAGGGCUGGAUGAAGAAAACAAGGAAUUGGUGGUUGGAAUAAUUGAUUAUAUAAGGACAUUUACAUGGGACAAGAAAUUGGAAACUAUUAUAAAAACAAAUUUUGGUGGACAAGGAAAAAUGCCAACUGUUGUUUCCCCUGAAGUUUACAGGACAAGAUUUCUUGAUGCUAUGGCAAAAUACUUUCUACCUGUACCAGAUCAGUGGACUGGUCUUGGUAGAGAUGUAGACACCUAGAGAGGCUUUACAGGAGUUAACUGUCAAGUUCUGCAACUCGAGUAAGGAUAGUGGAGUCAGGUGCUAGAUCAAAUAUAGCUAGACAAACAGCCAUUUCAGUGCCAGACAAACAACAAUAUUUUAUUGCAGGACAAACAACCAUUUCAGUGCCAGACAAAUAGCCAAAUUAGUGCUGUUGUGUAAAUUAAAUUAUGUCAAAAAUCCUGACUGCCAAACCUAAAAAUAACAAAAUCUUCAAAUGUUCCUUAGCUGACCCAUUACUAAGAUGGUUUAAAUUGUUUUGAAUUAUCGAAAAGAUUGGCUACCAGUUGUUAUUGUCACUUGUCCUUAUAUGUAUAUGGUGGGAACUUAGAAAUAUUCUUUUUCAAAACUGCUGGCCCAAAAUAUAGCUGUUUUUAGUGGCUCACUACCGAGAUUGUUCAAAUUAUUAUGAUGCAUCAAAAACAUGGCCACCAGAAGGCAUGGUACUUUUCCCUUUAUGUAUAUAGUGGAAACUUUAAUAAUCAUCUUGUUUUAGUAAUGCCUUCCCACAUCUAAUAUAAUUUCACACAAAUAUUUGGUAACCCUUUACCAAGAGUGUGCACUUUCUUUCAGUUUGACUAAAAUAAGGCAGCCAAUGCUAAAAAUAGAAAAAUGUUCAAACAACAUCACCUAAAAUGUUGGUCCAGUGUUGCAAAAUAAAUUAACACUAAUGUUUUUGUGUGACCCGCUAUUGUAAAAAAACAUGGCUGUCAGAGUUAAAAAUAAAAAGAAAUUCUUAAGAUACAAACUGGUAAGAUUUUGAAAUAAUUUAAAUUCCUUCCAUGGGUGGCCCUUUCCUGGAGUUAAUACCAUCUUAAUUUGUAGAAGAAGCCGUGGCUGCAUGGUUGAUGGAGAUGCUAGUUUUCCUGUUAGGGCUUUAACUUUAAAAAUAUUCACUGAAUAUUCAUGCCAGUUUUCAGAGGACUUUGGAAGAAAUUGUUUUUUUCUGGUACCAAAAUUGUUAGAGCUGUGAAACUCAGGUGAAUCAUGGUCCUUUUGUCUCAAUUUGGCAUUUUUAGCUCACCUGAGCACGAAGUGCUCAAAAGUGAGCUUUUGUGAUCGCCCUGUGUCUGUCGUCAACAAUUUGACUGUUAACACUAGAGGUCACAAUUUUGGCCCAAUCUUAAUGAAACUUGGUCAGAAUGUUACCCUCAAUAAAAUCUUGGACGAGUUCGAUAUUGGGUCAACUGGGGUCAAAAACUAGGUCACCAGGUCAAAUCAAAGGAAAAGCUUGUUCACACUCUAGAAGUCACAAUUUUGGCCCAAUCUUAAUGAAACUUGGUCAGAAUGUUACCCUCAAUACAAUCUUGGACAAGUUCGAUAUUGGGUCAUCUGGGGUCAAAAACUAGGUCACCUGGUCAAAUCAAAGGAAAAGCUUGUUAACACUCUAGAGGCCACAUUUAUGACUGUAUCUUCACGAAACUUGGUCAGAAUGUUAAUCUUGAUGGUCUUAAGGUCAAUUUCGAAUCUGGGUCAUAAGGGGUCAAAAGGUCAGUUUCAAAUCUUGGUCAGGUGGGGUAAAAAAACUAGGUCACUAGGUCAGAUCAAAGGAAAAGCUUGUUAACACUCUAGAGGCCACAUUUAUGACUAUAUCUUCAUGAAACUUGGUCAGAAUGUUAAUCUUGAUGGUCUUAAGGUCAAUUUCGAAUCUGGGUCAUAAGGGGUCAAAAACUAGGUCACCGGGUCAAAUCAAAUGAAAAGCUUGUUAACAUUCUAGAGGCCACAUUUAUGACUGUAUCUUCAUGAAACUUAGUCAGAAUGUUAAUCUUGAUGAUCUUUAGGUCAAGUUAGAAUCUUGGUCAUAUGGGUCAAAAACUAGGUCAACGGGUCAAAUCAAAGGAAAAGUUAGUUAACACUUUAGAGGCCACAUUUAUGACCAUAUCUUAAUGAAACAUGGUCAGAAUGUUAAUCUUGAUGAUCUUUAGGUCAGGUGAGCGAUACAGGGCCUUCAUGGCCCUCUUGUUUCUAAUACUAGUUCAGCUGACUUUGAUAUCAGUCUGUUUCAUAUACACAUAUAUCUCCUGUCCAGAUGUUGCACAGUUGAAUAAUAACUGAAAUACUGAUGCAGCACAUGUCUAUUCUUUGUAUGGCCUAAUUCCAGACCAUUCCUUGAACCUCUCAAAUGAACCUCUCCAUACAACCUGGUCAAGGUUUUCCUUUAAGACAAUUCACAAUUCAGAUGUUCAAGGCAUUUUUUAGCUCGACUGUUCAAAAAAUAGGGGAGCUAUCCUACUGGUCGCGGCGGACCGUGAGCGUGAGCGUCACACAAAUGUUAAAGUUUGCGUACCACCCCAAAUAUUUUCAAAGUACAUUGAGAUAUUGCUUUGAUAUUUUGCAUACUUGUUUACCAUCAUGACCCCAGUCUGUAAAAAGGAGGAGGCAACUCUAUCAAACUGAAUUAUGGCCCCUUUUUGACUUAGAAUAUGCUUAUUGUAAUGUUAAAGUUUUACUCGUAGCUUAUAUUAUUCUAUUAAGCACUGAGAGUAGUCGAGCGCGCUGUCCACUGACAGCUCUUGUUUUAACUUUGUUAAAUGAAUGGUUGAACAUGCCUUUUUUUUACAUUUCUCCUAUACCCCUUGAGGGAUUAUGAUAUAAUGGAAUUAUACUCUUCUUCUCAAGACAGAAUACAAGAAGUUCAGGACAGAUUUACAGGCAAUAUCAUUUGAAUGUGAAAGGUUUGGAAUACCAGAUGUAUGUCUAGUCCUUUAUUUCUAAGUUUUUAUGGCAAUUAGCAAGCUUAUACAUAAUUUACUUCACAUUUUAGUUACUGUUGCUUAAAAAAAUUCUAAGUCUUAAAAUGACAUAACAGGUUUAGAAAAACUACAUGACUUGUAUACCUUUAGCUAAUGUGUUCAGAGAUACCUGUAGCUUUUUUUUCGAAGAGUCAGUGCUUUAUUUCUGUUGAAUAUUAGAACUGAAUUUAUCAUUCAUAACAAACCCAUACAUAUUCCUAGAGUAAAUUAUUGAUUUGAACUUAAAAAUUGUAUUGUUUGUAUAUAUUGUAUUAUGAAGAGUUUCAAACUGUUGUAUGACAAGAAUUGGGACCACUGCCUUACCCUUGCAUGCUUGUAAGAGGAUAUUAAUAAGGUCUGAACACUUGUGUUUGCUGUAUCUCUGUGAUUUAAGUACCUUUGAUUCAAUAUUUUGAUGUAAAUGAGAUGUGAAACAUAAAUUUUUUAGUCCGUUUUGGCACCAUACUGUACUACACUGUUGUGCUAUAAAACCCAGCUCAGUUUAACAUAUUGUAAAGAAAAUAUUAGUGAUUACAUGUUAAUAUGUUGUUUGCUUCAUGUAUACAGAAAGCAGUGACUUUAUGUAGGAUGUACGCAACAUUAGAAAAUGGAAAAUUGGAUUUUGGAUGUUUUUUAAUGUAACUGUAGAGAUAAGGUGAAAUAUAGUUCACACAAAUACAUUAAAUUUUGUGAACAUUGAUCUGUGAUUACUUGUUAAUUAACAUAGCCUCUAUGGCAAAGAGUUAUAUACAUAUUGCUGAAAACUUUAAAUGAACACAUAUAUAAACCAGUAUGUUGCUGGGAAAAAUAUAUAAGAAAUAGAUCUCUAUCAGGGUUUAAAUAUAACGUACUAUGUCUCUGAAGUGACUUGUUGUUAUUGUUUUGCUUUUUGAUAAAGUGCAAUAAGUGAUAUGUGUAAUAAGUUUGCUAUAAGUCUACGUCACAUGUGAAUAAACAAAAGUAAAACUUA